UAGAGAGGUUCUGACACCGCUGGUCUCCUCCCGUAUCUUUUAUAAACCAACUCCCGCGAUAAUCUUCAUUCACCUAGAACCCUAGAACUCUUUCAUCCGAAAGCAUCCUAAUUCCAUAUUCAGUAUCAUUAGAUAAAAAUAGUUUAUCCUAGGAAAUCCGAAUUAAACCAUCGCAAUGGAUCGCUUCGAGCAACUUGUCCAAUCCAUCAAGGAGGAAUUGGGACCAUCUUCCGGGUUGACUUCUGACGAUGUGAACGUAGACCACUUAACACAUAUGAUGGAUCGAUAUAUCUCUAACGAAAAGGAGUGGUCCAAGUAUGCACUAGCAGACGCCAAUAUGGCAUAUACCAGAAAUCUCGUCGACGAGGGGAACGGCAACGCAAACUUGCUCGUGCUAGUUUGGACUCCAGGGAAGGGUAGUCCGAUCCAUGACCAUGGUAAGGCUCAUUGCCUGAUGAAGAUUCUCCGCGGUAACCUUACCGAGACUCGAUACGACUUUCCCGACGGCGACAACAAGAAACCGAUGCAGCUCAAAUCGGAAACGGUGCGCAAGGAGAAUGCCGUAGCCUAUAUGGCGGACGAACUUGGACUGCAUCGCAUGUCCAAUGAGGGUAGCGACUACGCCGUCUCCCUACACCUAUACACCCCGCCGAAUGUGGCCAAGAACGGCUGCAACAUCUUCGACGUUAAGACGGGAAAGAUGACGCAUAUUUCCAAGUGCGGCCACUAUUCAGAGCAUGGGAAACGAGUACAGGACUAGAACACUUGUAAGCUAUGAUGAUAUUACGAAGCAGGUGUAUGGAGUUUUUGGGGAGGCUCUGGGAUCAUGGUUUGGUUGUUUUCCCUGGCGAAGCAAGAUUGGGUUAUCGUCAACUUGACGGAGAUUUUGGCUGUUCGUAGAAUAAUGUCACAUAGAAUCCAGUUCUAUAUGAAUGUCGAUAAAGGGAUUUAAGUACCUAGGUACUUCAUGUUCCUUAGAGGGAGUAAUAUGUAGAAAGAGUUGAUGUAUGAUAAUAAAUCAAACUUGCGUUUCUAUGUAUCAGUUCGAAAUUCGAGAGAGUAGUUAAGAGUUAAGAGACUGGAU
Daldinia decipiens is the source of this 1084-nucleotide messenger RNA. Its product is annotated as cysteine dioxygenase type I. Gene Ontology annotation, molecular function: ferrous iron binding; cysteine dioxygenase activity. The transcript has 3 exons. Bases 176 to 760 code for a protein of 194 amino acids. The record is from RefSeq and is a predicted model, not a curated record. NCBI's taxonomy places the organism in Eukaryota, Fungi, Ascomycota, Sordariomycetes, Xylariales, Hypoxylaceae. Gene Ontology annotation, biological process: L-cysteine catabolic process.